AGUGAAUAUACCUGUCUCUUUACUACAGUCCAGAGUAGAGAGAGGGUGAGGGUCCCAUACUCCAGUACUGGUACACUGAGUAGUGUACACAUCAGUGGGACCAUCUCUACACUGAUAGGUAGCAGUACUGCCCUCUUCAGUGGAGCUCAUGUUGACUAUCAUGGUAUCCGUAGAAUUAAGUGUUGGACAGUCAACUAUAAAGUGCAAAUAAGGACAACACUAUUAGAACUAAAACUUACUUGGCAGAAUUAUCUUAAUAUCGACAGUGGAGAUCAUAGUAGC
This is a messenger RNA of Geodia barretti, 282 nucleotides long. The record is from the annotation of a GenBank genome assembly. NCBI's taxonomy places the organism in Eukaryota, Metazoa, Porifera, Demospongiae, Tetractinellida, Geodiidae.